Molecule: messenger RNA, 3194 nt
Organism: Poecilia reticulata (guppy)
Lineage: Eukaryota; Metazoa; Chordata; Actinopteri; Cyprinodontiformes; Poeciliidae
Gene: dgkb
Product: diacylglycerol kinase, beta
Biological process (GO): phospholipase C-activating G protein-coupled receptor signaling pathway
Cellular component (GO): plasma membrane
Molecular function (GO): calcium ion binding; ATP-dependent diacylglycerol kinase activity
Source: RefSeq, a predicted model, not a curated record
AGGAGGGAUGUGACGUGAGCGAGCGGGAGUAUGGAAAACCGAACACUGGAUAAUCCCUCUCUCUCUCUCUCUCUCUCUUUCUGUCUCAUCCUCCUCUUUUCCUUCACUCAGCGUGUCACUAGUCCACAUUCUUGAUCUUCUUCUGACCAGAGGGGAAAAAAACAAUCAGUCCACCAUUUAUACGCGCUGACAGUGACAUGCAGCACAGAGGGCGGCUGCUGCUGCUGCAUACACAGAGCAACAUUACAACCUCAGAGGGGAUCCAGUCAGGACUAAAGCCAGAAAUCUGACUCAGGAGCUUCAUUUCCAGACAUCUGUUUUCCUCCUCAGCCCUGCAGCAGGAAGCAAAGCAGAAGGGUAAGAAGGUGACUGCAGCCGGUGAUGGAGCUGGUCGUCUGACGCGUGACGUCCUGGGAAGGCUUGAAGAACGUACCGACAAGGACCGAGCACGAUGAACGGUCAGGACAAAUGGGUCACACUGACCCCGGCAGAGUUUGCCCUGCUGCAGGAAUACACCCACUACUCCACCAAGAAGCUGAAGGAUGUGUUGCAGGAGUUCCAUGGAGACGGAGUGUUGGCUAAAUACAACCCAGAGGAGAAGCAGGAAGUCCUCAGUCAGGAGAUUGACUUCGAAGGCUUCAAGGUCUUCAUGCAGACGUUCCUGGAGAGUGAACUCCCUGAGGAGUUCUGUCAACAUCUCUUCAUGUCGUUUAGCAACAAGGGACCCAAACCCAGUCCCUCAUCUGCUGACAAGCCCAGAGUCUCUGGCCUUAAGCUCAUCAAAAGCAACUCGACUCCUCUGAAGACCCCUGCCCCGCCCGGUCCUCUGGAUACGGUGCAGCUGAAGGAUAUUGUGUUUUACCUCUCGCUGCUGGAAGCCGGGCGCCCUGAGGACAAACUAGAGUUUAUGUUUCGUCUCUACGACACAGAUGGAAACGGAUCGCUGGAUAGCUCGGAGCUGGAGCACAUUAUCUCCCAGAUGAUGCACGUAGCAGAGUACCUGGAAUGGGACGUGACGGAGCUCAAACCAAUCCUCCAGGAAAUGAUGCAGGAGAUCGACUACGAUCAGGACGGCACGGUGUCCCUGGGGGAGUGGAUCCAAGGAGGCCUGACCACCAUCCCGCUGCUGGUCCUGUUGGGCCUGGAGACGAAUGUGAAAGACGAUGGGCAGCACGUGUGGAGGCUGAAGCACUUCAACAAACCCGCCUACUGUAACCUGUGUCUCAACAUGCUAAUUGGGCUGGGGAAGCAGGGACUCUGCUGCUCAUUUUGCAAGUAUACGGUCCAUGAGCGCUGUGUGGCUCGCGCUCCGCUUUCUUGCAUCAAAACAUACGUGAAGUCCAAGAAAAACACUGAGGUAAUGCAUCAUUUCUGGGUGGAGGGGAACUGCCCCACCAAGUGUGACAAGUGUCACAAAACCAUUAAGUGUUACCAGGGCCUGACUGGGCUCCACUGUGUGUGGUGUCAAAUCACGCUCCAUAACAAGUGUGCUUCCCACGUCAAACCUGAGUGUGACUGCGGACCCCUGAAGGAUCACAUCCUGCCCCCAAACUCAAUCUGCCCCGUCGUCCUGGAACGGCAGUCCACUCUGAGGAAGGACUCGCGGUCCAGUCAGUCGAGUCGAGGAAAGAUGCAGAGAGCGAACUCGGUCACAGUGGACGGCCAAGGACUGCAGAUCACAACAAUAGAGGGCACUCAUCCUCUGCUGGUGUUUGUCAAUCCGAAGAGCGGGGGCAAGCAGGGGGAGAGGAUUUAUAGAAAGUUCCAGUAUCUCCUGAACCCGAGACAAGUGUACAACCUGGCCAAGAAUGGACCAAUGCCGGGUUUGAACUUCUUCCGAGAUGUUCCUGAUUUUAAAGUCUUGACCUGCGGGGGAGACGGCACUGUGGGCUGGAUCCUGGACUUUAUUGAUAAGGCCAACCUGGACAGGAACCCCCCUGUAUGUAUACUUCCUCUUGGCACGGGCAAUGACUUGGCGAGAUGUCUGCGAUGGGGAGGAGGCUAUGAGGGCGAAAACCUCCUGAAGAUCCUUCGGGACAUUGAGAACAGCACAGAGGUGAUGCUGGAUCGCUGGAAGAUCGAUGUGACAUCUGCUGACAAGGAGGAGCGAGGGGACCCGGUGCCUUACAGCAUUAUGAACAACUACUUCUCCAUAGGAGUGGAUGCAUCUAUUGCACAUCGUUUCCAUGUGAUGAGAGAAAAGCACCCUGAGAAAUUUAACAGCAGAACAAAGAAUAAGCUGUGGUACUUUGAGUUCGGCACUUCGGAGACGUUUUCGGCCACGUGUAAGAAGCUCCAUGACUUCUUGGAGGUGGAGUGUGAUGGCGUCACCCUGGACCUCAGCAGUAUCUCCUUAGAAGGCAUUGCUGUCCUCAACAUUCCCAGCAUGCAUGGCGGCUCCAAUCUUUGGGGCGAGAGCAAGAAGAGGCGAGGUCAGCGCAAGGCCGGGAAGAAGAGUCAAGAAAAACGGACACCAGUGGUCGACCCCAAAGAGCUCAUGUUUGCUGUCCAAGAAAGCUCCGGAUUCACCGCUGCACACUCGGAUCAGGGCAGACGCCUGUCCAUCACCAUGGUGACAGCUGGACACCGGAGCUCGGCAGCGGCAUCAACAUCUCACCCCGAGCAGCAACAUCGGCUGCGACACUCCUCCAGGAAACCAACCCGACUCCCACGAACGCGACAGCCGCCGAGCUCCGCGGCGUGACAGCGAGCUGACGCUCUCACGCGCAAACUGCAAACGGCUCUUUGUUUCAAUUAGUAUCUGGAUCCUCCCAGCAGCGUUGCAGCGGCUUCCUAAUCUGUGGAGGGACGAGUCGACGGAGCGGGCCCCUGGAACAGAUGGGCCCUGCGUGACGCUGAGCUUCCAGCAGGGUCAAAAUCAAUGCUCAUAACUGAAAAACAGCACAGAAAUUAAUAAUUAUAUUAUCACAAGAUUGCUCUGCAUUGCCGGUGCAAUCUAAUUAAUUGCUGUUUUGUUUGUAGCUUGUUGCCUCGUUUUCCUUUUUUCUUCUUUUUUCAUGGGAAACUGUGAAUGUUGCGCGUUUCGGAAGCACAAACCUGAAGUGAGGAACAACGACGUCUCUUUUAUUCACCUGCUUCCUCUCUCGUCUUCAUUGCUACAUUCUCUGCUCUGUGUUUAUUUGUAGAAAACAGUUUGCAGGAUAUUCCUAUGACCUUUUUGAGCUCUUCCUUUU